UUCACUUGCGUUUCAGUCUCAAAGCGGUGCAGUCAGCAGCAGUAACGGUUAAUAUUGUAGAGAACCGAUUCCAAAAAGUUUUUCAAAAUCCCAUCGAGCAUCGUCUCUCAACGUUUCUGAACUUUGUUCUUGUGUUUUGCAGUGGAAUCGAUCAAAAGCAAUCGAACUUUGAUCGCAAAUAAAGCGAAAGUGUUGUGUGCAUUUGUGAAAAAGGGAGACAGCCGCACAAAGAUGACAAAUCGAUGCGCUUGCUUCGCCUUGGCCUUCCUCCUCUUCUGCCUCUUGGCCAUCUCGAGCAUCGAGGCAGCUCCGAUGCCCAGCCAAUCCAAUGGAGGAUACGGUGGCGCUGGCUAUAACGAACUGGAGGAGGUGCCGGACGACCUACUCAUGGAGCUGAUGACUCGCUUUGGACGCACCAUCAUACGGGCUCGAAACGAUCUGGAGAACUCCAAACGAACCGUGGACUUUGGCCUGGCCCGGGGAUAUUCGGGAACCCAGGAGGCGAAACAUCGCAUGGGUCUGGCUGCAGCCAACUUUGCCGGCGGACCCGGGCGGAGGCGGCGAUCCGAGACCGAUGUCUAAAGCGCCUGGACGAUUCCGGGCUGCGAAUCCUGUGGACAUUAAGGACGAGCGUCAACUUCUCCACCCAAACUUGGCCCAUACUUAGAUACUUUCCUAGAGCUUUCAUUUUAUUGUUUGUUAUUCAUUGUACAUAAAUAUUUAUUACUGAAAUGUCCUCAUGCAAUUCAUCACAUUUUUUUCCCCUUCAAGAGCUAUACGAAAAUAAUAUUCAACAGAUAUCGAAAUUAUAUAUACCAAAGGCGAACACCCGAAUUAAAGCGUUAAACUGUUGCUCCGAACGAAAAUGUUGAAAACUAUUUAUGCAAAUUUUCAUCUCAGAUUUAACUCAGUGCUAGUUGCUCGUUUUAACCCGAAAAUAGGGAAGAAGGUAAAGAGAGAAGGGAGAAAUUUAAAUAAAUAUAUCCUAAAUAUAUAUUCAAGUGUAAGCAUAAUCGCGCAAAAAAUCUUUAACUAGGUAUGACUUACAUAAACUAACAAAAAUUUAAAAAAAAGAGCUACACAAAUAUACAUACUAUUUAUAUGCUAACAACACAUUUUUGGCCCCCAAAAUGAAACCAACAAAAAAAAUCCCCAACGAAACUGAAAGUUUAUUUUAUCAAUAGCCAACUUUGGUCUCACGCGACUUUUAAGUAUUGUAAAUAUAAAUUAUUGAAGCACACGUACAACUAAUGCGAUACAAAUAUAUUACGGAAUUCUACUUGCAUAUAUAUUUAAUAAUUAUUGUGUCUAUGCUGCAAACAUAUAUCUUAACGUGAGUCGGACACGAUCAAAUAAAAGUCUACAUUUUGAGAA
Molecule: messenger RNA, 1374 nt
Organism: Drosophila sechellia
Lineage: Eukaryota; Metazoa; Arthropoda; Insecta; Diptera; Drosophilidae
Gene: Dh31
Product: diuretic hormone class 2
Exons: 4
Coding region: 232-582 (116 amino acids)
Biological process (GO): body fluid secretion
Molecular function (GO): diuretic hormone activity; G protein-coupled receptor binding
Source: RefSeq, a predicted model, not a curated record